Molecule: messenger RNA, 783 nt
Organism: Apaloderma vittatum (bar-tailed trogon)
Lineage: Eukaryota; Metazoa; Chordata; Aves; Trogoniformes; Trogonidae
Gene: E2F6
Product: E2F transcription factor 6
Exons: 5
Coding region: 4-783 (259 amino acids)
Biological process (GO): regulation of transcription by RNA polymerase II
Cellular component (GO): RNA polymerase II transcription regulator complex
Molecular function (GO): RNA polymerase II cis-regulatory region sequence-specific DNA binding; DNA-binding transcription factor activity, RNA polymerase II-specific; protein dimerization activity
Source: RefSeq, a predicted model, not a curated record
CCAAUGAUCAACUUGAAUGUGGACAAUGAUAGACCAAUUGUGAAAAGAACUCUGAAAGUCAGAAAGCCUCGAUUUGAUGCAUCCUUGGUUUAUUUGACCCGAAAAUUCAUGGAUCUUGUCAAAACUGCUCCAGAUGGUGUCCUUGAUUUAAAUGAAGUAGCAACAACACUUGGAGUACGAAAACGAAGAGUGUAUGACAUCACCAAUGUGUUGGAUGGAAUCCACUUAAUUCAGAAAAGAUCUAAGAAUCUUAUCCAGUGGGUAGGUUCUAGUCUUGACCCACUUGAUGGAAAAGCACCAGACGAGCAAAGCCUUAAAGAUGAACUUUCUGACUUGUCAGCCAUGGAAGAAGCUCUGGAUGAAUUAAUAAAGGAUUGUGCUCAUCAGUUAUUUGAGCUAACGGAUGACAAAGAAAAUGCAAAACUAGCUUAUGUGACUUACCAAGAUAUCCGUAGCAUACAGGCAUUUCAAGGACAGAUUGUGAUUGCAAUCAAAGCUCCAGAGGAAACCAAAUUGGAAAUACCAAUUCCUAAAAAAGAUUGCAUAGAAGUACACGUGAAGAGCACAAAAGGACCCAUUGAUGUGUAUCUCUGUGAGGUGGAACAAGAGAAACCAAGUGCCAAAACUUGUGAAGAUAUGGAUACUGUCACUUCUGAGACGGAGCCAUCAGUUCCUCCUGAUGGAGGUAGAGUCUUCCAUUUAGUUUUUUAUCCCCAUGUAAUUUUUUUUUUUUUUUUUAAGGGCAGUCAUACUAUUCUGAUAAAGUUGAAAAGUAUACUGUAA